UCUUUGCGCAUGUACUCGUGCUGCAGACGCAAAGUUUAAUUAGCCCGCGAAAUGUCAAUUAAAUAUUAUGGCCCUCAAUUAAUGUCUAAUAUUUUCCAAAGAUAAAUUGUCUUUAAACUGUAUUAGUAUUCAAAAUGGCGGACUGAUUAUCCGAAUAAUCCAGAUAUGGCAUUAUGGUGCAUCUCUAUGCAGAGUGAGCUAUGAACCACUCCAACAGCAUGGACUCGGGUCAGAUGCCUUCCAGUGAAAUCCUGAGUGACCUCAGUGAGGCCAGCUCUCCGGACAGUGUCAUGUACGACACCGACAUCAUGGGAUCCUCUGUGAGCGACGAUGUCACAAAUCAGCUAGCUGCUUCAGGUCCAGUGGGAGUGGCGGCCGCAGCAGCAGUAUUGUCCACAAGGAAGCGAAAACACCCCCAUCACUUUGAAACAAACCCUGCACGCAGGAAAAGGCAACAGACAAGGCUUCUAAGGAAGCUACGUCACACUAUUGAGGAAUACUCGACUCGGGUUGGCCAGCAGGCGGUGGUUCUGUGCUGUACUCCCAAUGUCAACCAGUCUAUGCAGAUAUACAAAGUUUUUGGCUCACAGCCUCUGGAAGGAGUUAUGCGUAACAACAAGCCCAAGAUCCUGAUGGACCUUGACCAUGCUCUUCUGGAGCAUACGCCGCCCUCUCAGUCCGAGACCUCCUCCCUUCACGAGCUUCCAAGCCUCAUCAUGGAUGGCAUCCCCACCCAGGUGGACAAGAUGACGCAGGCACAGUUACGGAACUUCAUCCCUGAGAUGUUGAAGUAUUCCACAGGUCGCAGCAAGCCUGGAUGGGGGCGUUUGGAUUGUCGUCCAGUAUGGUGGCCCAGUGAUCUCCCUUGGGCAAAUGUACGCAGUGAUGUGCGAACUGAUGAGGACAAGAAAAGAGUGCCAUGGACCGAGGCUUUACGGCAGAUUGUAAAAAAUUGUUACAUGCAUCAUGGAAGACAUGACCUUCUGCAGGUUUUCAAGGACGAGCACUCAGGGAGUGUUAUGGUGCAGCACCAGCAGUACACAGGUGGUGCUAUGAUGCAGACAAUCAACAACCCAGAUGGGUCAGUGUCCAUUAUCCAGAUUGAUCAGGGACCUAACCAGAUCGUCACCUUGCCAGACGGAACCCAGGCAACUGUGGUACAUGCUAUACAUGAUAACAGUGGUCUACACCAUUUAACGGCCGAACAGGAAGUGCAGAUCACUCAAGCAUACCACACGUUUGCACAACAGAACUCUGGCCUGGCAUCCAUCGUUACCCAGGGGAUGGAUGUUGGGGCCCAGCACGCGAGUCUUGGAACGCUCCAGGCACAGAUAAACAGCAGCGGACAGAUUAUAUUGACAGGAGCUGAUGCUUCACAGUUUAGUGGUAUCAUGACAGUUCUCCCAGUCUCCAUGUACCAGGCUGUUCAGCCCAUAACGUCCAGUCUACCUGUGAACUUCCAGCUGGCCCAGUCCAUGGGGCACCAGUCUGUGGAGAUCGCCAUGGCACCAGUCUCCAUGGCAAUGGGACAGCAACUGCACGUUGACAACAGCACAGACAUGACGGAGGAGGGCUCUGAAUUGACAAUUAAGUCUGACAAUUCUUCUCAAGAGGAAGGGGACGUGGACAAUGUCGACACCGGUGAUACAGAUAUGCAGAUUAUGGAGUGAUGUGCCAAAUAUAGUGCUUAUGUUUAUAUUUUGUCAUAUGAGCCUCAUUUUGAAAAAAACUUUGCCUAAUGCAUGUGCAUAAAGUUGAGUCUCAGAUAAGGUUGUGUGCAGGCUUAUCACGGACGACACUUUUCUUUUAGAAGAAACUUCCUUAAACAAAAUAAGUUUAUAAAAGUGGAAAGUGCUGUCCCUGAUUUGCCUGUGUGGAUUGCACAGGCUAAUCUGGACUGACACUUUAGCAGCAUGCAUUAAGCCCUGUUUUCCCAGAGUGGAACUCGCAUGUAUGAAGGACAUUUCUACUGCGCAAAUACAGCUCAUAGUUUAUUUAUUUAUUAAGUUCUGUUUGUUUCGGUUUUACUUACUUUCUUCUAGAAUGUUAAGGCAUUUGAAAUACCACAGAUUUUUAAUUUAUAAGAUAGUGUUUGUUGUUGAUAAAGCAUUUUGUCAUUGAUCACACUAAGCAGCAAUUCUAAUUAUUUUUGGGUUUUAACCAGCAAUAAUUGAAUAAAUUCAUCAUUCUGUUUCAACCAGUGCAACAGAUUUGCCAGCAUUGAGAUUUUAGCUCAUAUUUCUCUUCUAAACAUUCAGCACUGAAUGAUUAGUUUAUCAGAGCCCUUAUUCAUCGACCAUGUCUUUGACCAAGUAUGGAGAAUAGGCAUCGACCCAAGAAGCUAUAUUUCAGAGUUGAAUAUAUUACCGCUUUCAAUGGUUCUUGCACCAUUGCACUAUAUGAAUGUUAUUUGAGGUUUGAAUGUUAUGUCCAGUUUGACAUAAGAAUUAAGAAUAUUUACGAAAUUGCAGUUUAAGAAUAUCCUUUAUUUAACUCUUUCAGUGCUGGAACCAAAUUUUGAAGGCCUUUGCAAACAGUUUAAAUCCAGAUGAGACACCACAGAACGUGGCGUCUCAUCAGGAUUUAAACUGUUUGCUAUUCUGAUUGUAUCCUUUGAAAAAAAUCGAAGAAAAUGCUAAUUUUAGAAAUUCAGCAGACGACAAUUUAGCAGACAACAAAUUUCACAGCAUGCAAAGGGUUAAAGACAUUAGUCAAACAAUAGGUUGGUAAAUAGGUGCCAGGAAACUUCUGGGGUUGCAAAAUCUUGUAUGGUUUUAUGUGUAAACUUCUAAAAUUGGCUUUGAGGAACUUGUUGAGUUGCACUUGUCUUUUAAAGCUCUGUGGUAACAAGGGCAGUAGAUUUUGUACUCUAUGAAAUAAUGUUUCACAGCAGAAACAUUGGCCACAUUAUUGUAUAUUUUUAAAAGGAUGAAAAUAGUACAAAGCGACAAAACAACAUUACAAAUGUCGAGCGAUUUUGUGUUUCUUUACAAAUUAAAGAACAGAAUCUCCUCAAAAACUUUUUCACCCAUCUCACACAGCAUUAAUGAUUUAUUAUCUUCAAAUAUGUAGUAUUUUUGAACGCUUAAAUUAGGAAUUGACCAAAACUGUGCACUAAUGUGAAUGUUCUCUAGAUGAAUGUCAUAUUUGUUUGAAAAUGUCAUAUACUCAAUUGUGUUGCUGUACAGCGUUUCUUUAUAACUUAAGCUUGUCAGUAACUUUUAUUAUUAAUGUUGUGAGUGUUAAAUUGUGCAAUAUUCUAUUCAUUUGGAUCACUCAAUUAGGACGCAUGUGAAGGCAAAUUUGUAGUCAAUUGUGUGUUAGAUAAUUUCUAUUAAGCUAUGACCACAAGUCAGUCGUACCUUGUCCUUGUAGUGAUCUACAUUUACAUGAGAUGUGAAAACUUUGUUUGCCAUAAUCCUGCAUGCCAUAAACAUAUUUGUGAGGAAAUACAUGUUUGUAAUACAAACUUUUAUUAUUGAUAUUAAAUCUUCAAAAAUC
This is a messenger RNA of Dreissena polymorpha, 3501 nucleotides long. Its product is annotated as DNA-binding protein P3A2-like. Gene Ontology annotation, molecular function: RNA polymerase II cis-regulatory region sequence-specific DNA binding; DNA-binding transcription factor activity, RNA polymerase II-specific. Gene Ontology annotation, biological process: regulation of transcription by RNA polymerase II. Gene Ontology annotation, cellular component: nucleus. The coding region runs from base 201 to 1670 and encodes 489 amino acids. The record is from RefSeq and is a predicted model, not a curated record. The transcript has 10 exons. NCBI's taxonomy places the organism in Eukaryota, Metazoa, Mollusca, Bivalvia, Myida, Dreissenidae.